AUGAUAGUGGCUACUUACGGGUGUUAUUGUGGAUCUCCUCCCACUUGCUGGCGAAAGGCUCUCAGCUCCCGCAUGCAUGUGGUCCUUUUCAGAGAAUAUGGGAUGUCAUCUUGUCUAGGCGUAUCGCUUCAAUCCAAAAACGCCGAAGAAGAUCAGCCACUUACAGUGAUCACCCUCGCCCAACGUCCCGUUCUUCGUACGUGGCGACUCACUUCUGCUGGAUUGGUGGAACUAACCGAAGAGAACAGAGCUCAGAUGGGGGCGUUCCUUGACAAACCGAAGACAGCAAAAACAAAUUGCUCAGGACAGGGAAAUGGUCUCCGCUAUGCCAUGGCGAGCAUGCAGGGUUGGAGAGUCGACAUGGAAGACGCUCACGUUGUCGAGGUAUCAAUGGCGGACCGCGAACCCUACAAAGACUGGUCGUUCUUCGCUGUUUUCGAUGGACAUGCUGGAAAUGUGGCUGCAGAUGAUGCCGCAGAGAACAUAAUGAAGACUCUUAUGGAGACUCCUCAGUUUGAGAAGGUUACCGAAGAGCUGAGAGCAAAUGGUGGUAUUCUUUGUGAAAAGUCUAUAGCUCUGCUAGAAGAUGGAAUAAAGGCAGGAUUCCUCAGUUUGGAUGAAAACAUCCGAACGAGGCUUGACUCGGAUCGCAGUGGUUCAACAGCUGUUUGUGCCAUGAUCACUCCAACACAUAUAAUCAUCGCAAACCUCGGAGAUUCUCGUGCCGUGGUUUCUCGCAAAGAUGAAGGCUCCUUUGGGACAGAAGAUCACAAGCCUUAUCAUGACAAAGAGCGUGAAAGAAUCGUUGGUGCUGGUGGAUCGGUCAUGAUUCAAAGGAUCAAUGGUAGUUUGGCAGUGAGCAGGGCUUUUGGAGAUUUUGAGUACAAGAAUGUGCCUGGUUUAGAACCAAACAAGCAGCUGGUAUCUCCGGAACCAGAUGUUUACGUGUUGGAGAGACAAAAGGACAAAGACGAGUUCCUUGUGGUAGCAUGUGAUGGAGUUUACGACGUAAUGGAAAAUGAAGAGUUAUGUCGUUUUGUCGAAAGCCGACUUCAUGUCUGUGAUGAUCUAAAUCAAGUUUGCAACGAUGUGUUGGAUGCAUGUUUGAGCAAAGGUUCGCGGGAUAACAUGACAAUGAUUGUGGUAUGUUUCGAUGCUGCUCCAUCAAUAGACAAGGAAAAGGUCGCUUCUGAAGCGACAUGGAAAGCACAGAUGCUCACUGCUAUUAAUGAUGUGAUAGUGGAGGAAACGUCGAAGUCGAGUUGGAGUCCAGAUGAUGAAAUGAGCGUUGAAUUUGUAUUACGAGAGUUGGCUCAAAGAGUUUCUUUGAACAGCGGAGGCCCAAUGCACAUGCUUCGUUCGCUAGCUGACCAAGCUUUGACGGAGAAAGGAAUCAAGCACGAAUAA
Messenger RNA from Necator americanus (New World hookworm), 1407 nucleotides. RefSeq lists its product as uncharacterized. Gene Ontology annotation, biological process: negative regulation of stress-activated MAPK cascade; peptidyl-threonine dephosphorylation. Gene Ontology annotation, cellular component: nucleus; cytosol. Lineage: Eukaryota; Metazoa; Nematoda; Chromadorea; Rhabditida; Ancylostomatidae. Gene Ontology annotation, molecular function: protein serine/threonine phosphatase activity; cation binding. The record is from RefSeq and is a predicted model, not a curated record. Bases 1 to 1407 code for a protein of 468 amino acids. The transcript is spliced from 12 exons.